AUGGCUACCCAGUCCUUGAGCUCGCUGCUUCAGAGAGCAACCAUUGACGACCACGAAGAAGUCCUCCGCUCUUCGGAUGCCGUGCUAGCGAAGUCUAAAACUAACGCCCAUGCGCAACACGUCAAGGUGGUCGCUCUGCUGAAACUCGACCGCUACGAAGACUGUCUCCGAGUGUUCGAAGAAUGCGGUGAUCGCCUCAAACAGAAGGCUGCUCUGGAAUACGGCUAUGCUUUAUAUAAAUGCGGCCAGCCUGAUGCAGCUAUCGGGGUCGUUUCGGGGUUAGUUGGUGACCGGGGGGCACGCCAUUUGGAAGCUCAGGCUAGCUACCGGGCUGAGAAAUUCCGUCGUACGGCGGAAGUAUAUGAAGAGCUUGCUCGCGAUCUUCCUUCCCUGGAUAACGAAGAACACGACCUCCGGAUCAAUGCGUGGGCUGCGGAUGCCCAGUUGCAGUGGAAAGGAUACCCCGAGUCUGUUCGCCAUGCUAGACCCACAAGAGAUGAUCUAGAAGCCUUUGAGACAGUAUAUAAUGCCGCCUGUUUAAGCAUUGCCAAAGGCGAAUUUGAUCAGGCGGUGAUGCUUCUAAAGCGGGCUAAGGAACUAUGCCGCACUUCGGAGGACCUUACCCCGGAGGAUAGAGCUGCGGAAUUGCUUCCAAUUGCCGUUCAGCAGCUGUAUGUCCUGAUUUGCCAGGGCAAAUCCGAGGAGGCGGAGUCCGUUCUGGAAGAGAUUUCCGUCAAAGAAAUACCUGAAUUAUCUACGAGAAGAAUCGCUCAGAACAAUGUUACGCUGGCGCGGGGAGCUACGGCCAACCCUUAUCUUCUAUACAAGGCUCUGCACGAAACAAGCAUAUCUUCAGAUAGCGACAAACUCUUCGACAACCAAGACAAUAUAAUGACAGGCAACCUCCAUGCGGCCGAUCUUCUUGUCCAAAAAUACGACGGUGUUAUCAGAUCUACAUCCAAGGCUCUCUCCCGGGCGCCGUACCCUUCAGCAGAUGCCAGCACAAAUCUCCUCUCGGUGUACAAUGCUGCGGCGCACACACGAGGUCAGACCGGGCUUCCAGCUCUCAAAGCAGUACUGUCGGCGCUCGAGAAACGUCCCAAAGACCUUGGCGUGUUGCUCACCGCCGUCCAACUCUACGUGGUUGCUGGCAAUACAACAGGCGCCAUCGCGACCCUGGAGAAAUCCCUGCAACAUCUCGAGGAAUCGAUCUCCGAGCAAGAUAAGGAAAUCCGGUUCAACCCCGGUCUUCUCAGCGUCCUCAUCUCUCUUUAUAAGCAGGAAGGCAGGAAAAUGCAGAUUAGAAGCGAACUGGCCAAGGCGGCAACCUUCUGGAAAGAGCAGGCUGUGCCGCCAACUCCAUUACUUCGAGCGGCAGGCGCCUCUUUACUCCAUUCCUCACUUCGCUCGGAUCUAACCCAGGCAGCGGAGCUGUUUGAAUCCAUGUACAAAAAGGAUUCAAACGACGUCUUUGCCGUCGCCGGCUACGUCGCAUCUCACGCAACCACCGAUUACGCACACGUUGCAGCACAGGCCCAGACUCUCCCAUCAAUCGCAGACCUAAUUGCUGACGUCGACGUUGCUUCUCUCGAAGCCGCAGGCGUUUUCCCGUCCUCUGCCACCACAGCUGCUGCGGCGGCCGCCGCUAUCGCAGGCGCCAGGAAGAGACCAGCAGGGAACAAGGACCGCGUGACGAAGCGGGUCCGCAAGUCCCGGCUUCCAAAGGACUACGACCCUAGCAAGACUGCCGACCCUGAGCGAUGGCUUCCACUUCGGGAUCGGUCGACGUACCGACCUCGGGGCCGCAAGGGCAAGCAACGCGCGGCGGAACGAACGCAGGGAGGAGUGGUGAGCGAGAAGUCUGAGGAGACUGCGUCUGCUGCAGGCCAGGCUCAACAGAAGCCUCCGGGGGGGGGCGGUGCUAGCUCGAAGAAAAAGAAGAAGGCCAAGCGGUAG
Molecule: messenger RNA, 1956 nt
Organism: Aspergillus ochraceoroseus IBT 24754
Lineage: Eukaryota; Fungi; Ascomycota; Eurotiomycetes; Eurotiales; Aspergillaceae
Product: signal recognition particle subunit SRP72
Exons: 4
Coding region: 1-1956 (651 amino acids)
Biological process (GO): SRP-dependent cotranslational protein targeting to membrane
Cellular component (GO): signal recognition particle, endoplasmic reticulum targeting
Molecular function (GO): 7S RNA binding; ribosome binding; protein binding
Source: RefSeq, a predicted model, not a curated record